Oikopleura dioica is the source of this 3078-nucleotide messenger RNA. The record is from the annotation of a GenBank genome assembly. Lineage: Eukaryota; Metazoa; Chordata; Appendicularia; Copelata; Oikopleuridae.
AUGGCAGUAGAAGAUGAAAAGAAAAAAGGGAUUUUGGGUUAUUUCAAACCCUUGAAAGAGAAAAAUCUGAAUAAUGAAACUGCAGAAAAUGGGAAGAAAAAGACCAAGUCAAGAAAUCUAUCUACAGAAAGCCCAAGGAACCCGCCCUCUCCAAUCGUCGAAAUCAGUUCUUCAGACUCCGAGCCGGAAAACGACUCCUCUAAAAAGAAGCCCUCCAUUAAAGCCUUGCCGAAAAAGUCCAUUACUCCUCGAAAAACCCCUCCAAAACCUGCUGUGCUCAAAAAUUUUCCACUUUUUUCACCAAAAGUUUCAAAACCGCCGACUCCUCAACGCUCCUCUUCGAAUGCGUCCCUCAACGAAUCUCUUCCUGACAUUAACGGAAUCGAUCUCUUAUCUUCGACAAGCCAAGUGAUAUCUUCCGACAGCGAUGGAGAAGUUUUCACGUCUCAAGAAACAGCAAAAACACCAAAAAUCAAGCUGACGAAAAAGAAAUCUUCAGGAAGCAAGAGAAAGAAAAGCCAGAAAAAGCAGGCUAUCGCGCCCAUCAACGAAGAGGAAGAAAAUGAACCAGAGAAAGACGAAGAGCAGGAAAUUCCAAAGCCAGAUUGUCCAGUUUCCGAAACGAACAAGAAGUCAAAGAAGAGGAAAGCUUCGGCGACAGAGGCUGUCAAACCAGCUCGUCUUGAAUCGAUUCAAGAAGAUGAAGCAGCAAGUACUCCUCGACGACGAAGCUCUAGAAUCAAGAAAAUUGAAGAAACAAAGCCACCAGUCGAAGAGCCCAGUCCAUCCCCUCCUUCGCCCCCUCGAAAGCGCGAAAAACUCGACCCAAAACUCGCCAAAUCCAGCGCUAAAGCGACCCCAAAAGCUCGUAGAAAUUCCUCUACUACUUCUUCCAAAGCCCAGACUCCAUCAUCAAAGAGGAAUUCUAGCGCCAAACUCGUUGAAAACGGAACGCCAGUGAAAGUCAAUGGGUUGAAAAAACUCAUGAACACUGCUAAGGAGACGCCCAACAAAUCGUCGAAAUCUUCGUCAAAAUCGUCUUCAAAUGGCCCAGUGAUCGAAAUCGACUCAGACGACGAAAAACCCCAGCAACCCGCGAAGAAGACCGAGCCACCAAUUACCAAAGAAGAACUAGAUUUUUACGCGAAAGAAGAUGAAAAAGUAAAGAGCUGGAAAAAGUAUUGCGAGUUAAAAGAUGGCGAUUUCCAGCUGCAUCUGGAGAAGAGGAUUGAGCGGGCGGAACGAAACUUGAUCAUCAACGACGAAGAUAUUGAGAAGAUUCUCGGGAAGAUUCAAAAGGCGAAUAAGAGCAUGGAUGUGGCGGAGAAUUGGAAACGAGUGAGCAACCAGGGCAUUUCUGAGGAAAGCGAUCUUCUUCAGUUCACCCGACUAUACCAGCCGGUAAAACUGCCAGAUUUCAUCGGAGGAGACUCCAGCGACAAGAAUCGAGUAGCUUCAUGGAUGUACGACUGGCGCUGCCUAGCUGACAAGCGGCGAGAACAAUCUCAAAGUUCAAAAGCAGAAGCAGUCGCCCCUCAGUCGAACAAUGGGAAACAGAAGAAGAAAACCAAAAAGAAGGGAUCAAGACGACGCAGCGAUUCGGACAGCAGCGACGAAGAGUAUGUUUUGGAAAAGGAAAAUGUACCGGACUCGAAGACGGUGUUUUUGUUUGGAAUGUCGGGGCUUGGAAAAGCCGCGUUUGUUCAUGCUUGCGCGAAGGAAUACAAUUUUAAGGUUAUCGAAGUCCACCCUGGGCAAGAACGAAGCGGAUCUGUCCUCCGUGAAACGCUGAGUGAAGCAACUCAAUCAGAGCGCCUUCAGCAGAAGAAAACAGCCAUACAAAACUUCUUCAAAAUUUCGAAAGUCAAAGAAGCCAUGAAAACCGCGGAGAAGAGUAAAGACACGCUUAUCUAUUUCUCCAACGUCGAUUUGCUCUUUUCCGAGGACGAGGGCUUCUGGAGAGCGCUAAAGAAUUUCAUCGACAAGACGAAAGUUCCGAUCAUCUUUUCCGGAGAAACGAUCGAAGCGAACUCCGGGUUGAAUCCUGAAAAGUCGAAUAUCGACGCAGAGGAGCAACAGAAAUGCAUAGAAGUGGCACUUACUUGCAUGCAGCGAAAAGACCUCAUUAGUUUUUUGCGACUCGUUGCUCUUGACAAAGGCUUUUUCCUAUCCCAAGAAAACGCUGCGACCUUGACAAACUACUGCCAUUCAUACCGCCAGUGCCUUUUGCAGCUUCAACUGUGGAGCUGUGCCUAUCCUUUGGCCAAUUCUUCCCCGCUCCUUGAUACUUGCGGAGUCCGAAAACUCGACAAGGAAGAAAACGAAAAAGACGGAAAACCUCAGGAAAUUCAAGAUUUCAGCAGAAUAGCUUUUCUUGACAGCAAGAAAGACAAACUCCUCUCCCUUUAUAACGGCGGAGUCAGAUUCAUAGCUGUAAAUCGGUGGAAAUUAAUGAACGAAGGGGUGAAAUACAGGAGGAUUUCAAUGGACGAAGACGAGUUCGAUGACUUGGUGAAGAUGAGACGAUUUACAUCCGUUAUGAGCUUACUUGAUCGCCGAACCUGCAGCAUCCAGGAAACCUGGUCUUCCGCCAAGUCCGACACAACGAACAGUUGUUGCCGAGCUCCUAGAAUGGACUCAAAUCGCCAUCACUCGCUCCAGCAAGAAAUUCAAUGCUACCUUGAGACAUCGGCGUUGCAAAACUCGACCAUUUCCGAGCGUCUUUGGCUGCCAACAAUCGACAAAGAGUUCCAGUUCAGCAAGCCGUUGCCAAAAAGCAAAGCGAUGACGGCCAGUUCGGUUGAUGAAAAAGUCCUCAAUUAUCAAAAUCAACUCGACGGCUGUUGCUGGAAGGUGCCUCCCUUUUAUAGCAUGGGUUAUCGGCUUUUCGCCAGAGAUUAUGUUCCUGCCAUUGCCCACUUCUACCGGCAGUUCAAGGAGUCCGGUGAACUGAACGCCCGUGGCAUCCGAAAACGAGGCGGGGGACAAGACUAUCUCGAAUCAAGAGGCUUUGCUUGCUGGGAUGAAGAUGAUAAAGACUUCCUCAGCCGCCCGUUCCCUUAUUUUCUCAAGUACUAG